This is a messenger RNA of Cygnus atratus (black swan), 3899 nucleotides long. Its product is annotated as protein O-GlcNAcase-like. Bases 135 to 3308 code for a protein of 1057 amino acids. NCBI's taxonomy places the organism in Eukaryota, Metazoa, Chordata, Aves, Anseriformes, Anatidae. The transcript has 17 exons. Gene Ontology annotation, molecular function: beta-N-acetylglucosaminidase activity. The record is from RefSeq and is a predicted model, not a curated record. Gene Ontology annotation, biological process: glycoprotein metabolic process.
GGCGGUGGCGCGGCGCCUCCGUGCACCCCUCCAGCCCUCGGAGCGCCUCUGCAUCCCUCCCUCCAUCCUUGCCCGCACCCCUCCCUGCAGCCCUCCGCCCGCCCCAGCGCCAGCAGGGCCGUUCCUGCCCGGUCAUGGCGGGGCGGCCGCGCUUCCUCUGCGGCGUGGUGGAAGGUUUCUAUGGGAGACCAUGGUCUAUGGAAGAGAGGAGACUGCUCUUUCGAUGGCUGGAACGCCGGGGGCUGAACUGCUACAUGUACGCACCCAAGGACGAGCUGAAGCACCGGCUGCUCUGGCGAGAGCCCUACACAGAGCAUGAGGCAGCCCAGAUGCAGUCUCUCAUAGAAGCUGCCCAAGAGCAUGGUGUGGAGUUCAUUUUUGCCAUUUCUGCUGGCCAGGACAUGGUGUUUUCAAGUGCUGGGGAUCGGCUCCUGCUGCAGCAAAAACUCAGGUGGCCGCCAUGGGGUGCCGUGCCUUCGCGCUGCUUUUUGACGACAUCGACCCCUGCAUGUGCCGAGCUGACAGAAACGUCUUCACCUCCCUGGCGGAGGCCCAAGCCUCUGUGGCCAACGAGGCAUACCAGGAGCUGGGACAGCCCUCCGUCUUCCUCUUCUGCCCCACAGCCUCCACCAUGCCUUGGGGCAGCCCUGGAAGCUUCAGGACGAGGACAGGAACCGGCUGCGGAGGGGCCAAUGCUGCUUUCCCUGCACGGUGCCUCUCCCCUGCCCCUGCCCACUGCACCUGGGCAGCCUCUCUGCCCCAGUCUCUGCCCUCAUGGGAUACUCUACUCUUUCCCCAGAGUACUGCAGCUCACUCUGCUCUCCAAGCCCUGGCCAGUCCCGCUACCUGCUGACCCUUGGACGGGAGCUGCUCCCAGCGAUUGGGGUCAUCUGGACAGUCCGUGCCCUGAUGCUCCAGGCCCAAAGGUGGUGUCACAGGAACUCUCAGCCAUGCUGCUGGAGGAGGUGGAGGGCGUCCUGGGGCGCCGUCCCAUCAUCUGGGACAAUCUGUUUGCCAAUGACUACGACUGCAGACGUGUCUUCUUGGGCCCCUACACGGGACGUGCCCCUGGCCUCAUGCCUCAGCUCUGUGGACUGCUCCUUAACCCGAACUGUGAGCUCCAGGCCAAUUUCAUCCCCAUCCACACGCUGGGCAGCUGGUUUCGGAGCGAGCUGGAGAGCUGUGCCCACCCUGACCAUGCAGGGACAGAGACUGCAGCAACCCUGGGGGACAGCCAGGGCCCAUGGGAGGGGAGCUACAGCCCCCAGGAGGCCUUGGAGCUGGCGCUGCUUGACUGGGUGGCUGAGAUAAACCAGCACGCCUUGGAGACAGGAGGAAGGGCUCUGUUGCACCCCAGCGCUGGCUGUGAGGGAGGAGCGGGGCUGCAGCCAGGCACAGCGGGAUGGCAGGAGGCCACACCUGGCCCCCAGACCCAUGAUGCUGCUCCUCGUGGGGCAGACCAGCGUAGCCCUGAGACCUGCAGCAUGACACCAGGGGAGGGAAGGAGGAAGGUGACCUUGGUGCCUAAGAAGGACAGUGGGAGCAGGACCCCCACCGGCAGUCAGCAGAGCCCCCCAGCGGAUGGGGACCAGCUCGCCUCAGCUAGCGGAACAAGCUGCAAGCCCUCCUCUGCUCCACCCAGCACAGUGGGCAGUGCCCAGCCUGCUGGAGCCCCUGUAACUGGUGAGACCUUCUGCAGCCUGGAGACCCCAACGUGCUGCAGCAGUGGGGCCGACAACAGCCAGAGCCCCCUCCUUGACACCAGCAAUGCCAGGGGAGGGGAUGGCAACCUCCCCCAGCCCCCUGGCAGUCCCCAGCCUGGGGCUGACGCCAGCCCUGUCACCACAACACCGCUCACCGAUGGGGCUGGUGCCAGCCCUGUCCCCACAGCACCACUCACCGAUGGGACUAGUGACAGCCCUGUCCCCACAACACCGCUCACCGAUGGGGUUGAUGCUAGCUCUGACCCCAUGGCAUUGCUCACUGAUGGGACCAGUGCCAGCCCUGGCCCCACUGCACCACUGACCCCAGAGGAGGCCACGUCCAUCCACAUGGCACCGCUGGCCCCAGAGGCGGCCAGGUCUGGCUACAUGACACCGAGGUUUCUAGAGGAGGCUAGGUCCGACUCCAAUGACCCACUGACCAUGGAAGAGGUGCGAAUGCUGGUGGAGCUCUUCUACCUGCCCUACCAUCAUGGGCCACAGGCACAACGUCUCCUGGAGCACCUUCAGUGGCUCCGGGCCAACAGUCCCAGCGUGGGGGUCCCGGCCACAGCACCCAAUUCUUGUGAGGGUGCCCGGUGGCGUGGCCGAGCACAGUCCUUCCAGCUGCUCUGUGCCCAGACAUGCCACCUGCACAGCCGCUUCGUCUGCAGCGCAGGGCAGGCGCUGCUAUAUGACCUUCACCCCUACCUCUGGGACAUCCGCAACAUGCUGCUGGCUGCCAGUGCCUUCAUCCUCUGGUUGGACGGCCACCUCCUCUGUGACCCUGACCCCACGGGCAACUGGAGAAGCUGCUUCGGCUGGUGCCAGAGCAUCACUGCCCCGCUCUUCCCCAGGGAAGAUGCUGAGCCCUGGGCACACCGUGGGGGCCUCUUUGGAGAGCUGCAGGCCCUGCUUCCCGUGGGGAACAGCUGUGACCUCUUUUAUCACCCACCUCCACUCUUCCCGUCCCGCCAGCUGUACCUCCUGCGUCCGCUUCUGCCUCAGGACAAGGGAGAGCUUUACCGAAUGUGCCGGGAAGGUCUGGACUGUGACCCCAGCGUUGCAGACGUCCUCGUGGCCCACCCUGACCUGCUGGGUGACAGGUUGCUGGGCAGCUUCCUGCACCUGAGCCCCGAGUACACGUUCGUGCUGGAGGACGAGGGUGGCCCGUGUGGCUACGCAGCCGGAGCGCUCUGUGCUGAAGGCUUCCUGCGAGAGCGAGCCAGCAACUGGCUGCCGGCCAUGCGGCACAAGUACCCCCGGGAGCUGGGUGUGGGCGGCCCAGCCCUGGGACAGGAUGCCCUGGAGGAAGCACUGCUCUUCUUCCACGCAGAGCCACCAGCCGUGCCCCUGCCCGUGCUGCGGCGCUUCCCCUCCCUGGUGCAGCUGGGCACGGCCCCUCGGGUGCUGGACGUGGGGGCCAGCUGCAGCCUGGCCGUCUGCCUGCUGAGUGCGCUCAGAGCCAAUGGCUCGCGGGGAGUGUUUUGCCAGGUCAGUGCCACUGACCAGCAGCAACUGAGCUUCUACAGCAAGCUGGGUUUCGUCGCCCUGCCUGUGCCCUGGCCCAGCUCCCCUGGCGCUCGGCUCCUGGGACGCCUCCUCUGAGUGAGCAUUGGGCACGAGCAUGGGGAGACGGCACCACAGGACGGGAAUUGGAAGCUUGUCUCAAGGGAGCAGAAGCAGAGGGGCACCUCGGGCAGGGCAGGUACAUGGGGUAUGUGGCCUGGGGGAGAGCAGGGUGCCCCAAGGAUGUGCACAGGGCACCAGGCUGUGGGAGUACUUGGCAAGAGAGGGGCAUUUCUGCUCCCUCAGGAGAUUUGGCCAUCCAGGCCCUUCACUCCUGCUUGCUGAGCACCCUCCACCUAUGCCAGGGAACAAGCAGUGUCCCUGGGCUGCCUGCAAAGCACCUAGCCUGGCAGGUGGUGCACGGGCAGUAUUUGGGGUAGUGGUCUUUGGGCAUGGCGUGUUGGCACUGGGACAGUGUCCCUGUCCUCCCGAUGGAGCUGCCCAGAUCUCUCCAUCCCCAUUGUGGCCCCAGUCUGGACAGCUGGUGCCAGGGCUGGUUCUUGGCACCCAGGAGCUGCUUGUUGUAUGGAUGGAGCUGGCAUGGGGCACAGUGAGGCAGCCCUAAUCUCUGCUGCCCAGGGGCUGAGGGAAGUGCUGUCCUCAGUAAUAAAGCAUUUGCUGGUCUCUCAC